This is a messenger RNA of Megachile rotundata (alfalfa leafcutting bee), 1070 nucleotides long. RefSeq lists its product as uncharacterized. NCBI's taxonomy places the organism in Eukaryota, Metazoa, Arthropoda, Insecta, Hymenoptera, Megachilidae. The record is from RefSeq and is a predicted model, not a curated record.
AUGCUAGUACAACGAUCACUUCUGACAAAGUUGGUCGAGCGUCCAUUGGAUUUUUCUUCAGCGACACGUACGACGGAAAUAAAGUGCGAGCGUUUAAACUAAUCGUUUCGUUCGGUAAGAACAAUCGAAUCGGUCGAUGAGAAUUUUUAAGUGUUUUGAUAGUGGCUGCAUGAGGUUGCGAACGAUCUUGCGUGAAAAUCGAAAGUUGCGGAAGGCCAAGGGUAUUCACCCUGAAACUAAGGUAGCGGAAGAAAACCUGGCAACGAUUGUUCAGAGAAAGGUCGCCGAGCUGUUGUUUGAAAAUUGCUCUGAUUGUGGAAGAAUGGCCAUUAUUCCGCAGGGUGCAUUUGCUGCGUGCAAAGUCCGUCGCAAUCUUGAACGCAAUUCUAUGAUAACACCGAUAGAAGAGAACGAAAAGGUUGGCAAAGAAAAUGUCUUCAGCGAGAGACCUCCAUUGGAAGGUUGGGAGCUCACCCCCUUGAAAUACAAUAGUAAAUUAAUGAACAGCAUCUGGGGACUGUACAAUCGUUAUUCUGUGCACAAUUUCAAGAAAAACAAUGAUUCGAUUGAAGGGGUGUUUGGGUCGUUCGUGGCGGUUUGGGGGGCGAUUUGCCAAAGCUACGCACCCGCCGCGAACUCGGUGGCUGCAACCGCAGCCGCCAAAAACAAUUCAUAAAAUAGGUCCAAUAUCCAAAGAAAGUUCCAUUUAUUCUCUUCUCCAACGAACAACUCGCUAUUAGUUCGAGAAUAAUCGUGACAAUUGGAACCAAGCUCUGACAACAAUUAUUGACAGGAAAUUGACGUUCGAUGAUUUUCUUAGAGAAUCGUGUAAAUUGCAGUUAUAGAGAAUUUUAUGGCAGUAUUUUUAAUUGUAUUUUCUAAAAGACUGUUGCCAAUAGUACAUAUGUAAUCAUUUUAAUUCGAUAUCAAAAACGAUGGAGACGAAAUAAAUGUAUUUUAUUUAACUUGUAAAAGACUGUAACGAUAUUGGUGUAUUAGAAUGAUUAACCAACAGUUAUAUAUAAUAUGUAAUAAAUAUAACGAUAUGAAUAAAAUGAAAUAAAACAGUC